AUGAACUUUCACCAGAACCGCGCGGCCGCGGCCCAGGAAGAGGGUGCGCUCCCUCACACGGAUAGACAUGCCGAGAAACACGGGGUUACCCCUAACGGAUCCCAAGCGCCCCCGAGGUACCAGCGCCUGUUUGGCCCGUUUGGUAGGAGGAACGCCCACCCGGCCGACGAUACCGCUGUCGCUACGGGCGCCGUGCCGGCCACAACGGGGGCUGCGGGUGCUACGGGUGCUACGGGUACUACGGGCACCCAACGGGGAUGGAGGCGGAACAACAAAGUUCAUUUCUUUGUGGAAUGGCUCAAGUACACGUGGAUCGAUAUCGCGACGAUUCUCGUCAUUGGGAUAAUAACAUUAGCUCUCUUUUUGUCGUCACCUGUCGGAGGUAGAAGAUUUCCUAUCACGUACCCAAUGCAGCAAGCUCUGGCUUCGGGACAGAGUGUCGGGACGCAAAUUGUCGAUGCUAGCCUCGCUUACCCGUACCGUGAAUGGACCGUUCCGUCGUGGCUGGUGGCGAUUCUCGGAUUCUUGAUCCCCGUCAUUGUCAUUGCUCUAUUCCAGCUGCGCAUUCACAGCCUCUGGGACCUGACCAACGGUGUAAUGGGCAGCGCCUAUGCUAUCAUUAUCGGCGAGUGCACGCACGUUUUCCUUAAAACCAUCAUUGGUGGGUUUCGGCCACACUUCCUCGAGGUCUGCGACCCGGAUCCUGCUAAGUUCGGAACGGGCACGGGCUACGGCAAUAUCUAUUUCUCGACGGACAUCUGCCGGGGUAAGGAUAAAGACCUACUCAAGCAAGCGAUGACUUCUUUCCCCUCUGGCCACGCUGUUUGCGCGUUUGCAGGAUUGGGAUUCCUCUUCUUUUACCUCAACGGAAAGCUCAAGCCAUGGAGCAACUAUAGGCCCAUGGCUUGGGAGAUUGCCGCGACCCUUCUGCCUCUCCUGGGAGCCUUGCUUCUUGCCUGCUCGGUACUUGUUAAUGCCAACCAUCACGGACACGACGUGGUCGUGGGAGGGGUCAUUGGCUUCCUCAGCGCCAUGGCCGUGUACCGAACUUAUUAUGCGGCGAUUUGGGACUGGCGGUUUAAUCACAUUCCCAUGAAGCCCCUCAAAUUGGUCGAGUACGACCUCGCGAGGGAGGAGAAUCUGCGCCGUGUCGUCUUUAAGAAGGGCUUCUGGCAUGCCGGACGCGCAGGGCCGGUCAAGGCCGGCCCGGGGAUGACGGGGGCGGCGGCGGGCGCUAACGGGGUCGGCAACGGACACGAACAUCACGCCAGCCACGGAAUGGCCCGGCGCGGUCACGGAGUUUCCAAUGGCCACGGCUUGGAUAACGGUCACGCGCACGGUGCUAUCAACGGUCACGAUGCCGGAUACGGACACAGCCACGGAGGAAUUCGGAACGGUGUUGGCCGCCGGCCGGUGGGUGCGCCACCAAGUCACCAGGACUUCACCGAAGACAUAGUCUAG
Molecule: messenger RNA, 1461 nt
Organism: Parascedosporium putredinis
Lineage: Eukaryota; Fungi; Ascomycota; Sordariomycetes; Microascales; Microascaceae
Source: the annotation of a GenBank genome assembly